Molecule: messenger RNA, 3426 nt
Organism: Vicia faba (fava bean)
Lineage: Eukaryota; Viridiplantae; Streptophyta; Magnoliopsida; Fabales; Fabaceae
Source: the annotation of a GenBank genome assembly
AUGGCGGAAACCGCUCAAUUGACUCGUCACAUUGAGUCCUACGUUGCCUCUUCUUCCACUCCAUCUCACCAGGCUGCAAGCUUGGACGCAAUUGGAUUGUUGAUAAAGACCAAUGCUUUAACUCUAGAAGCACUUGUUAUAGGGUUGGAUAUGUAUUUGACUUCAACAGAUGCAGUUAUUCGGUCAAGAGGAAUUCUUCUUCUGGCAGAGGUGCUUACUCGUAUUCACUCAAAAUAUCUUAACAGUGAAACCAUACACAGCUUGGUUGUGUUCUUCAAGGAAAGAAUGGCAGAUUGGCAAGCAGUAAGAGGUGCACUUGUGGGUUGCUUGGCACUGAUAAAGAGGAAAAGUGUUGUGGGUAUGGUAACUGGUAGUGAUGCCAAAGCUAUUGCCCAAUCUUUUUUACUGCACUUGCAAGUUCAAUCUUUAGGACAGUAUGACAGGAAGCUAUGCUUUGAACUAAUUGAAUGCCUGCUACAACAUCAUGCUGAUGCGGUUGCUUCAUUGGAGGAGGACCUUGUUUUUGGAAUUUGUGAAGCCAUAGAUGCAGAAAAGGAUCCAGAAUGUUUAUUACUUGCCUUUCAUAUUGUCGAAUCUUUGGCACACAUAUAUCCCGAUCCAUCUGGUCUACUAGCAAGCUUUGCUAAAGAUAUUUUUGAUAUUUUAGAACCUUACUAUCCCAUUCACUUUACACAUCCAACCGGUGGGGAAACUCAUGUGCAAAGAGAUGACCUGUCAAGAACUCUGAUGCAUGCAUUCUCUUCUACUCCAGUUUUUGAACCAUUUGUUAUUCCUCUGCUUCUUGAGAAACUUUCUUCUUCACUACUUUCAGCAAAGAUUGAUUCCUUACAAUAUCUUAGAGUUUGCUCCGUCAAGUAUGGAUCUGAGAGAAUUGCAAAAUAUGCUAAGACUAUUUGGUCUUCAUUAAAAGACACCGUAAAUACUUACCUGGGUGAGCCAGAUUUGUCUUUUACUCUAGCACCCAUAGAUGGUAUUGACUUUCCAAAGAAUGGAGUUGUAAUUGAAGCUCUGUCCCUCCUUCAAGAGCUUAUUGUGCAAAAUAGCAGUCAGUUAAUUAGCUUGAUAAUUGAUGAUGAGGAUGUCAACUUUAUUAUCAAUAACAUUUCCUCUUAUGAAAUCUACGACACUAUUUCUGCACAAGAAAAGAAGAAACUACAUGCUAUUGGUCGCAUUCUCUAUAUUACUGCCAAGACUUCCAUUCCUUCCUGCAAUGCCGUGUUUCAAAGUCUUCUCUCAAGAAUGAUGGAUAAUUUGGGAUAUUCUGCUAUUAACGCCGAUGGCUUGCAAAAUGGUGGUAUUUUUACCUCACAAACGGUUAACUUCGGAUUCCUCUAUCUUUGUAUAGAACUACUUGGAGGAUGCAGGGAAUUAGUUACUUUGUCUGAGGAAAAACAUGGGACAUAUUGCACCAUACUUCAUAGUUUCUCAGCUGUGCUAUUUAAUGCCUUUGGUUCAGUCUUAGCUGUAAGUGCUGGCAGAUGUCCCCGUGAUCUUGAUAUAUACAUUGGAGUGAAGGGUUUGCUGAUUCUGGCAAUGUUUCAUUUAGAUGUUUUCCCAAUACCAAAAUCAACAUUUGAGAAUAUUUUGAAGAAAUUCAUGUCAAUUAUCAUAGAGGAUUUUGACAAAACAGUACUAUGGAAUUCCACAUUGAAAGCAUUAUUUCAUAUUGGCUCAUUUGUUCAAAACUUCAGUGAUUCUGAAAAAGCUAUGAGCUACAGGAGAUUUGUUGUAGACAAAAUUAUGGAACUGCUAUUGCGUGAUGAUAUUGCUCUACCUUUUUCACUCAAAGUAGAAGCAUUGUCUGAUAUAGGCAUGACUGGCAUGAAAAAUAUGCUUACAAUUCUUCAGGGGCUGGAAGGCGCUAUAAUUGCCAAUCUAUCUGAGGUCUAUGUCCAUAAAAGUUUAAAGUCUUUUGAAACUGCUGUUCAGCUUUUGGAGUGCUAUUCUUGCAAGCUACUUCCAUGGAUCCAUGAAAAUGGGGGUGCAGAAAAUUUUGUAGUGCAAUUUGCUGUGGAGAUUUGGAGCCAAGCCGGAAAUUGCAUGGAUUUUAAUUCUCCAUUUGAGGAAAAAGGUCUUCUUGAUGCAAUGAUGACAGCGAUGAAAGUUUCUGUUGGGUGUUGCUCAGUAGAGAGUCAAAAUGUUAUAAUUCAAAAAGCUUACAGUAUACUAUUGUCACAUACCAACUUUCAGCUUAAUGAAGUAGAAAGAUUGCCAUUAACUCUUGGAAAAUAUGACAUUUCCCUUAGGGAUGAAGGGAUACUUUUAUUAUUUACAUCAGUAACUAUCGCACUUCGCCCUAAAACACACAUUCCAAAUAUUAGAGGGCUUCUGCAUCUUUUUAUAAUAACCCUCCCCCGGGGUUUCGUUCCAGUUGCACAGGCUUUGGGUUCUAUGGUCAACAAACUCAUUUCAAAAUCCAAUGAUACAGAGAACUCUGGUGAAUUUACCUUGGAAGAAGCACUUGAUAUUAUAUUCAACACAAAAAUACAGUUUUCUAGUACUAAUAUGUUGCAGAGAUGUAAUGGAUCAAGUAAUGGGAGCGAAAUGGUUCUUACUGAUUUUUGCCUGGGCAUGACAAAUGAUAGAUUGCUUCAAACCAAUGCCAUUUGUGGGCUCUCAUGGAUUGGGAAAGGUUUGCUACUGCGCGGUCACGAAAAGAUCAAAGACAUCACUAUGAUAUUCACAGAGUGCUUAAUAUCAGACAGAAAGAGUUCUUUGCCUUUAAUUGAAGGUUCACAUGAAAAUACUGAAGAGCAGAAAUGGGAUCCUUUGGCAAGGAAAUGUGCUGCGGAUGCUUUUCAUGUUCUUAUGAGUGAUGCUGAAGUUUGUUUGAACAGAAAAUUUCAUGCCUCAAUACGGCCCCUGUAUAAGCAAAGGUUUUUCUCUUCCAUGAUGCCAAUCUUUCUGCACUUGAUCUCAAGAUCUGAUUCUUCAUUGUCCAGAUCUUUACUGUUACGAGCCUUUGCACAUGUCAUAUCUGACACUCCACUGAUUGUUAUACUGAGUGAAGCUAAAAAGCUCAUACCAGUUCUUCUUGAUUGCUUGUCUAUAUUGACAGAAGAUAUCCAAGAUAAAGAUAUAUUGUAUGGUCUGUUGCUAGUUUUAUCUGGGAUGUUGACAGAGAAAAAUGGACAAGAAGCUGUUAUUGAGAAUGCACACAUUAUCAUCAAUGGUCUAAUUAAGCUUGUGGACUAUCCUCAUAAGACGCUUGUUCGGGAGACAGCUAUUCAAUGUCUUGUUGCAUUAUCUGAGCUUCCCCAUGUGCGUAUAUAUCCGUUGAGAACACAGGUUCUACGAGUAAUACCAAAGUGUCUUGAUGAUACAAAGAGAUCUGUUCGCAAUGAAGCUGUCAAAUGUCGGCAAGCAUGGGCAUCUAUCGCAUCAUCCCGGAGUCUUCAGUUAUGA